AUGGGCGAGGAUGCUCAGCUAGAUGAAGCAGACGAGGGCUAUGGCCUAUCACCAGCACUCGAUGAGUCAUUGAAACUCGAUGACGAAGCUGACCGAUGGAUCUGUUCUAUUGACGGGUCAUGCAUAACAAAGAAAGGAGGACGCCCUUAUGAACAGUAUGAGCUUCGACCGUGCUCGGAGAGUGCCAUGGGAGCUGAGCAACAAGAGCUACGACCUGCUGUUUCCAGAGAAACAACGAUGACGUUCCCUGCAAUGGUUCUUGAUGACAGUCAACCUGUAUUCCAAAAGGUUUCGAGACAGCAAAAAUCGAUAAUUUAUGAAAGUCAAGACCAUUCUGCCAUAAUUCUACCCCACCCUUCGAAUACAUCGACGAAAAAGGAUCGAUCGCCUAUGAAUCGAUCAAACGCUCAUCACCGAUCUUCUCGUGGGGCACGACGUGAAAUAAGCCCGAUUGCUCGUGUGUCCAGCUUCAGCUGCUUGCAAAAGUCCAUGGCCAGCUCAACUCAGGUAUAUGAUCCACUUCGCCGAACCACAAGUCAGAUAUCGAUGUCCGUUGAGAACGGGUUUAGUGAUGAAUUGAAAACUCAAGGUGACCGUUUAAUGAAUGGUCUUAAAGCCAUAUUGAGGGAAAGAUUAGCGCAAGAGAAUCGUCUACGGCCACUAUCGUAUCCUGCGGCUCCAUCCACGCUACCAACGGCAUUAUCAUCUCGUGCCGGCAGUGUAAGCACGGUAUCAACAGGACGUGACCCAUUGACAAAAGAAGUUCGCCUUCUUCGAGAGGCCUUAGAUGGUUUCGAUCUGAUUGGACGGGCACAAGGGGGCAAUUCUCCCGUUCCAAAAGGAGACGAGACUAUUCCGGACUCGUUCACGAUGCCUGACGAAGUAAUUUCGCUGGAUAGGCCUGCUAGUGGAUCGCGCGGAACAUCCGCUGUGGAACAAGCCCGGCUCAGUUCUCGUGGUUCCGUUCAGCUUCUUAGCGAUAAUGCAGGACAAAACACUAGACACACUUCUAAUGCUCUACGAAGGCUUGGUAGCGGAGCAUUCGACCGGCACUCCGAUAAGCAUCUGAGAGAACAAGGUGUGAACACUCACAAGGUUCCUGUUCGUCACGUGGUCAUAACUCAUCGUGUAAAGCAUGAACUGCAUGGCCUCCAGUCCGGUAGUAAACGAGAUGGUUUCCAUAUUGGGUCGCUUGACGGAAAGCCACGUUUUCAACCGUUCAAGUUGAAAUCCAAUGCAGACGACAUUUAUCAAAUGCUGGAUAUCGACUCCGUUCCUCACCUUGGCAAACGUGAUGAAGCGCGGAAGGCAUUCGACGGUGCUGCAGCUCGAAGUAUCAUUCAUGGAGAGCCAGAGGAGGACACUCGUCAUCAUGUACAGAAGCAGCGAAGAACCGGUGGUGGGAAGCGUGGCAGACCGGUUGUCAUCGGAAGGUCCCUGUAUAGCAGAGGCAGAGUGCACUUUAGACCACACGUGAAUUACCAUCCGCUACCAAGGAACAAAAGCUCAGAGGAAGCUCCACCACCCGAAGAGUGUGAACGACAUGAUGCGGCAAUUAUGACUGAAGAAACAAAUGAGCAAGGUCCUGCAGAUGACAAGGAACCAGAUGAGGCUGCUCAAGACCAGGUAGAUGAUGAAGACGACGAGGAUGAGGACUCGCCACCUACCCGCAGAAGAUCUCCCACCCAUAAGAAACAACCUUUUGUUGGUUCCGGGCUGAAGGCCUCGAAUACCUUUUCCAUUGCCGGCAAUCAACAGCAAGUCAUGAAAGUAACCAGCACUCGAUUCCAGGAGUGGCUUCCGCUCAUGAGGAGUAUCAUCUACGACUCACGUUGUAAGGACUACGCGCAAGCACUCCAGAGGGACCUCGCUCGACAGAAGCGCUCUCAUUCGGAACAGAUGCGUCUACUGCACAUAGACUUGGACGAGUGCAGAAGUGAGUCUGAAAGACAAGAAAUCCGUGCCGACAUUGCUCGACUAAAACAGCAAUGGACUGGUAAACAUGAACGAGUCCUUGCAUGUCUGAACGAGCUUAUAUCGAAAGGUGGUGUCUGGUCGAAAGUUCAACAAUUAAGGACGAUCUAUUCCGCUCUUGUGUCAUGA
This is a messenger RNA of Cooperia oncophora, 2103 nucleotides long. Lineage: Eukaryota; Metazoa; Nematoda; Chromadorea; Rhabditida; Trichostrongylidae. The record is from the annotation of a GenBank genome assembly.